AUGCAUGAGCUACAAAUUCUAUCAGUGCCAGUAGUUAGGGAUCAGGAACAGGUCAGUUUUCGAGACAUCUCGUGCAAUAACAACGAAAACCAGCAACAAGAGGAAGAGGAUGAGACAAUAACGAUCGUCCCAUUGCGGGUGCAAGUCGACGACGAUGUGCAAAGUGAGACUUUACUUGAGUUUGAAUGCGACUGGGCACCAGGUAUUGGCGGUUACGUUUGGACCAGUGGCGAGCUAUUGGCAGCACAUUUGGAGCUGCAACGAGAGUAUUACCGGUCAAUCUUUGAUGGUGCCUGUAUAGUGGAACUAGGCAGUGGAACAGGUUACGUCGGACUUAUGAUUGCUGCCUGUUUUAAACCGGCACAUGUGUGUCUAACAGAUCUACAGACGCACAUCCGUGGGUUAUAUCGUAAUGUGAAGCGCAAUGCUAAGGCAGUGCGGUCUGGUGUACAGGUGCACGUCUUGGAGUUAAGCUGGGGAUCAUUGGAGCAGGAGAUGAGUCUGAUGGAGUUGGUUGCUGCGACGAAUGAUGGCACGGAUAAGCACAAAGCUACACAGGUCGAUGUCAUCCUAGGUACUGACGUGGCAUACCAACCGGAACUCUAUGACCCGUUGCUCCACACGAUAAACCGCUUGGCAACACCGCAGACGCUGAUUCUUUUGGGUUUAAACCGUGCUGAUACGGAGUUUACGUUCUUCCAUCAAUUGGAACGAGAUGGUUUUGAGUACUACAAGAUUCCGAAUUUUAAACUACCAAAGGAAUACUGGGGCCGGGAAUUUGGACUGUUCGAGAUCCGCCGCAGACACGACUGA
Messenger RNA from Peronospora farinosa, 813 nucleotides. The record is from the annotation of a GenBank genome assembly. Lineage: Eukaryota; Oomycota; Peronosporomycetes; Peronosporales; Peronosporaceae.